AUGCUUUUCCGAACUGUUGCUACCGUCCUCGCGGCAUUUGUGGUGGGCGUUCGUUCCCAGACCUUCCCUAACCCUGAAGCUGUCUCGGGAAACACUGCCAUCCAUGAUCCUACUAUGUGCAAGGAUGCGAGCGGAACGUAUUGGUUGUUUGGUACCGGGACUGGUAUCGAGAUACGUACUUCGCCGGACCGCGUAACAUGGACGCUGGUUGGUGCAGUCUGGCCCGAUGGUGCGUCAUGGACGGAUGAGUACACAGGCGUCUCCAACGGCGUGCUCUGGGCCCCAGACUGUACAUUCAUGGACGGCCAGUUUUACUUGUACUAUGCCGCAUCGUCGUUCGGAUCCCAGAACUCUGCCAUCUUCUUCGCCAAAUCUACCACUGGUCUUCCCGGCAGCUGGACUAAUGAAGGGCUGGUGACAUCGACCAGUAGUGCUGAUAACUACAACGCCAUCGACCCGAACCUUCUGGUCGACGGCAGCAGCUGGCUCCUCUCCCUGGGUUCCUUCUGGACUGGAAUCAAAGAACUAACACUGAGCUCUUCUACCGGAAAACCGUCUUCGACUGCGUUGACCUCCCUGGCUGAGCGUACAGCAGACGGUGGUGCUAUCGAAGCAAGCGUAGUCUACCAGUUCGGAGACUUCUUCUACUUGUUCUCGUCGUGGGAUUUGUGCUGCCAGGGUACCAGCAGCACAUACAAUAUCCGUGUCGGAAGGAGUUCUAGCGCUACAGGACCCUUCGUCGACGAAGACGGUGUGGCUUUGACGAGUGGUGGAGGCACUUUAAUUCUCGGAACGCAUGAUGCGAUCGUGGGACCUGGAGGGCAAGACAUCCUCACCGACACAGACGGAGUUAUUUUGGUAUACCACUACUAUACCUCUACCGGCAGUUUCCUCGGCCUCAAUCACCUCGACUUCUCGAGCGGGUGGCCCGUCGUCACUGCGUAG
This is a messenger RNA of Stereum hirsutum FP-91666 SS1, 945 nucleotides long. Its product is annotated as glycoside hydrolase family 43 protein. The record is from RefSeq and is a predicted model, not a curated record. Gene Ontology annotation, biological process: carbohydrate metabolic process. The coding region runs from base 1 to 945 and encodes 314 amino acids. The transcript is spliced from 13 exons. NCBI's taxonomy places the organism in Eukaryota, Fungi, Basidiomycota, Agaricomycetes, Russulales, Stereaceae. Gene Ontology annotation, molecular function: arabinan endo-1,5-alpha-L-arabinosidase activity.